Messenger RNA from Pleuronectes platessa (European plaice), 1723 nucleotides. RefSeq names its product RAD9-HUS1-RAD1 interacting nuclear orphan 1 (gene rhno1). Gene Ontology annotation, biological process: DNA damage checkpoint signaling; cellular response to ionizing radiation; recombinational repair. Gene Ontology annotation, cellular component: chromosome; nucleus. NCBI's taxonomy places the organism in Eukaryota, Metazoa, Chordata, Actinopteri, Pleuronectiformes, Pleuronectidae. The record is from RefSeq and is a predicted model, not a curated record. The coding region runs from base 183 to 1061 and encodes 292 amino acids. The transcript is spliced from 3 exons.
CGAGGAUGGCGGAAACCGGGAAAUGAUUUGGAACGCGACGAAAGCAAAACAAAACGUUCAGAGUUAAACAAAAACAACAACGGAAUAUUUAACUUUAACAUACAUGUGUUUUAAUAACAUGUGAUGACGCAUGUGUCUCACGCAAGGAACCAAAUAAAGCUGGACGGGAAUGACUUCUAUUGAUGCCCCGUAAAGCCUCAAACACAGGGAAGCCUCCAUUGCUGUUUCUGGAGCGACCACUGAACGGAGCCAGACUCCAAAAUGAGCCCGAUGUGCGAGCAGCUCUUCAACCCAAAGAGUUCUUCACAGAGACACAAGCCCAGAGCAGCUCCACUCUUAAUUCGUGGGUAAACCCACAAUUUGACACCUCACUCGCGGCUGCACCUCCAGCAAGAAGAGGAAGGAGGAAAUGUCAGUCUACCACGAGCAUCCUUGACCGUUGCAGUCAGCUGUCCAGGAAAACCAGUGUGUGCAAAUUCCCCUCGUUAUCGUUCCAGACGAGGUCAAGAGACCAACAACCGAAGAGCACACGCGCAAAGAAAGCCACAGAGUCGGCUCCUGCGCCCGAUGAGGGAAAUCUACCACACAGAUCAUGCCGACUCAAAAAGGCGGUUUCAUGUGCACAGCAUGUACAGAUGCCAAAGAGACAGUCGGCCUCAAUUAGGAGAAAGAAAGUGGAGACAUUCUCUGACGGUGCUGCAUCCUCCAGUAGAUGUGUUGACCAAGCUGAAGCCUCACCUAUUCGAGUGGAGAAAUGCACAAUUCCAGCGAACGCUUUAACACCCGACUCCACUGAGUUCAGCAGUAUCGGACCAGCACCUGAUGUGGACACUCCGAAACUAAUACAAGAAGGGAGCAGUUGUCCCUCUUCCCCCUCUGUACACAAGCUACUGGCUCAAUCAUGUUCACCGCCGAGUAAUCAGCCACCUGACAUUUUGGUGGCGGACACACCAGAGAGGGAUUAUGGGUUGAAGGUGACAUGGAGGAAGAGGAAGGGUCUGAUGUUACUUUUAAAAACACGAGGUCUUCUCUCUGAUUCAGAUGUGAUCAUUCACAGCUGAUGUUCAGGUUUGGUGAGAAGAGAAUCAGGCAAUAAUGUCAACAGGGAAGAAAAACCCCUGUUAUUCACUGGACAAUUUAUGUGAUCAGAAUUCUCCAUGAAGCAUUUUACUAAACUGAAUUGUGCUCCUGCUUCUGAUUGUCAUACAUCAGGUUACUGACUGUUUACUGUUUAUUUUUAUUCAAUUUUAAUGACAAGACAAGGGGGUAAUGAUAUAACUGCCUUACCCAUCCUGUCUCUAUAAGACUCAAAUCUAAUACUGAAUAAAUCUGAUUAUAGGUCUAAUUACUGCAAUAUCCAUUUCUGAGAAUAUAUUUACACAGAUUCCACUCAUACCGGGCUUUUCCAGAUAAUGUUGCAAAUCAAAGGCAAGUCUUGUUUUCAUAAAUUGCAACCUCUGGUAGAAAAAAACCCUAUUUCUUGUUAUGUGAAUACUUCUGCAUUGAAAUAACUAUUUUUGAUCCGGGCUGUGCCUAAAUGAACUAUAAAUGACAUUACAUCACCAUAUUUUUCUCAAUGACACAAAAUCAUAUGUUUCAUAAAAUAAUUGAAAAUUUGAUCUAUGUUUUUGAUGCAAUGCCAUGUAACUCUACAGAUGAUGUAUUACAACAAAAGAGAUGUGUAAUAAUUAUUAUGUGUGCAAAGAAAGAGGAGCAGUGUAGU